AUGAAAAAUUUUCAAGAAUUGUAAAAAGUAAUAAAUUUAUAUUUAUUAAAACUUAGUUGUUAAGUUAUAAGACAUUUACAUUUGUUAAAAAAAAAAUGAUUAAUAUUUAUAAUCCAAUAUAAAUAUGUGUUUCAAAUAAUGAAGCAAAUGAAUUUUUUAAUAAUAUUAUUGAAUAUUUUUAUCAUCCUAGAAUAGAUGGCAAACUGAAAUGUAAAUUUUUAAACUAAAAAUAAAAAUAAAUUAAAUAAAAUCAUAGAAUUGAAAUGUUAGAAAUUUCCCAUUUAAGCAUGAUGAAAAUCAAAUAAAAGAAGCAUUUCAAUACAAAAUAUUCACAAAUUAAAUUAGAUCUUAGAGAAUAAAUUAAAGAUAAUGAUGUAUGAUAUAUAUUAAAAUAUUUAGUUAUUAUUUCAAUCUAAAAAAUACAUUCAAUAAAUAAAUCAAAUAAUUUGA
Messenger RNA from Paramecium pentaurelia, 450 nucleotides. The record is from the annotation of a GenBank genome assembly. NCBI's taxonomy places the organism in Eukaryota, Ciliophora, Oligohymenophorea, Peniculida, Parameciidae.